Molecule: messenger RNA, 762 nt
Organism: Ascochyta rabiei
Lineage: Eukaryota; Fungi; Ascomycota; Dothideomycetes; Pleosporales; Didymellaceae
Product: Cutinase
Exons: 2
Coding region: 1-762 (253 amino acids)
Biological process (GO): carbohydrate catabolic process
Cellular component (GO): extracellular region
Molecular function (GO): cutinase activity
Source: RefSeq, a predicted model, not a curated record
AUGUACAUCCAAUUUUCAAUCUUCAUCACCGCUCUUGCCGGCCUCACCACUGCCGGUCCUGUCGAAGUCCGCCAGCUCGGCCUUGGUGGUACCGAAAGUACCUCCAAGGAGUUCUCUCAAGGUGGAUGUAAAGACAUUUUGUUCGCCUGGGCCCGCGGAUCCACUGAGAUUGGCAACAUGGGCACUGUUGUCGGCCCCCCAACCUCAAAUGGACUGAAAAAAGAGUUCGGCGCCAACGCUGUAGCAACCGAAGGCAUCAACUAUGCUGCCACAGUUGGCACAAACGUAAUCCCUGGAGGCACCGACACAGCCUCCAAGAAGCUUAUGCAAGACACGCUUAAAUCCAUGGCGCAGAAGUGUCCAGACUCGAUCAUCGUAGCUGGUGGCUAUUCUCAGGGUGCUGCCGUCAACCACCGCGCUAUCGAGGAGCUCGACGCUAGUGUUCAGGACCAAAUCGCUGGAGUUGUCCUCUACGGCGACACACAGAAGCAACAGGACAGGAAUCAGAUUCCCAACUUCCCUGCUGAUAAGGUCAAGAUCAUUUGCCAGCCUGGCGAUGCUGUCUGCCAAGGUGCUCUGGUCGUUCUCCCAGCUCACCUGACGUACGGUUCGCGCGCUGAUGAGGGUGCUGACUUCUUAAUCCAGCAAGUCAAAGGUGCGCAGGCGAAGAUCAAGGCCAGAAACGCGAAACGCGAAGCCGAGGAGAGGAUUACCGCCUUGGCUGGUAAAAUCAAUAAGGUCGCUGUCGCUCUCGUAGCUUAG